AUGUGGGCGGGCGGGCGGGUGACGGUCAACCCGUCGCGCUUCCUGGAUGCGGUGUCGCGCCACGACGGCCGCUGGGGUGAGGGCUACCAGCAGGACUGCGAAGAGUUUUUGCACAGCCUGCUCACUGCGCUGCAGUCGGACUGCAACCGCGUGCCGGGCAAGCCCUCCUACCGCGAGCUCACCGGCAAGGGCUCCGAGGCGGAGCAGGCGGAGGAGGCGCGGUCGUACCAGCUGAGCUGGCACGACUCCGUGGUCGAGGACGUGUUUGUGGGGCAGCUGCAAAGCACCAUAACGUGCGCGGCCUGCGGCGGCGCCAGCCACUGCUUCGACCCCUUCUACAGCCUCGCGCUGCCGCUGCCGGCGAAGGGGGGGCCCGUGGCCGUGCAGGACCUUUUGGCGGCGUUUGUGCAGCGGGAGGAGCUGCAGGACAGCGAGCGCUACCGCUGCGACCGCUGCGGCCCCGACAAAAAGCAGCCCGCCUCCAAGCGCCUGCAGAUCUGGUCCUACCCGCCAAACACCCUCGUGCUCACCCUCAAGCGCUUCUCCAGCAGCGGCGGCGGCGGCGGGGCCAUCCCCAGCCUGGGCGCGUUCGGGGGCCGGUUCUCGGCCGCGCGGAAGGUCGCCACGCCGGUGCUGCUGCAGCCGGCGGGCGCGCUCGACCUGCGGCCGUACUGCAACCCGCGGGGGCUCAAGGAGUGUGUCGCCAGGGGCUGCCCGGCGCCGGUGUACCGGCUUGUGGCGGUCGCCAACCACUCGGGGACGCUCGGCGGAGGCCACUACACAGCCAUGGGACGCAGCGCCACAGAUGGCUGUUGGUACGAGUUCAACGACUCGACGGUCUCGUGCUGCGACCCCCCCAGCGGCGCCAGCUGCGACGCGUACGCGCUCUUCUACCGCUUGGUCGGCUGCAGCGGGGGCGGCGGCGGCACCUUCUGCGGAAGUAGAGAAUGA
Molecule: messenger RNA, 951 nt
Organism: Monoraphidium neglectum
Lineage: Eukaryota; Viridiplantae; Chlorophyta; Chlorophyceae; Sphaeropleales; Selenastraceae
Product: ubiquitin carboxyl-terminal hydrolase 2/21
Exons: 5
Coding region: 1-951 (316 amino acids)
Biological process (GO): protein deubiquitination
Molecular function (GO): cysteine-type deubiquitinase activity
Source: RefSeq, a predicted model, not a curated record